GUUCGCUCCUCCGCCCUCCGCUCUGUUCAAUGACGCUUCACAACAUCGCUUUAACCAAAUAAUAAAACACGAAUGAACGCGCGAAUCAGUUACAGGUUUGUAGGGCCUGUUUGACCCAGAAAACUAUGGACCAGCUGUGACCUUGUUGUAAUUCACAUCAUCUCUUUUAUCAACCCUCCGUUCUCCGUGAAGAUGGCAUCAUGUGUUUCCAGCUGCUCUCCAGUGGUGAGGUUCUGUCAGAAGCUGAACAGGCUGAAGACACUGGAGGAGGAUGUAAUGGCAACAUCACUAAAACGUUGUCUGUCAACAGUGGACCUUGCGCUGCUUGGUGUAGGUGGAAUGGUGGGUUCAGGCCUUUAUGUUCUCACAGGAACUGUUGCUAAAGACACAGCAGGACCAGCUGUAGUAGUGUCUUUCCUCAUAGCAGGAGUAGCAUCUCUCAUGGCAGCACUGUGUUAUGCUGAAUUUGGUGCCCGUGUACCAAAGACAGGCUCUGCCUACAUGUUCACCUACGUCUCUGUUGGGGAAAUCUGGGCAUUUCUGAUUGGCUGGAAUGUAAUUUUGGAGUAUAUGAUUGGUGGGGCAGCAGUAGCUCGUGCGUGGAGUGGAUAUCUAGACUCUAUUUUCAAUCACCGCAUCCAGAACUUCACAGAGAGUCAUGUGAUGCGUUGGGACGUGCCCUUCAUUGCUCAUUACCCAGAUCUUUUAGCAGCUGCCAUCCUCCUAGUAGCUUCCUUUUUCAUUUCAUUUGGUGUUCGUGUCUCAUCUUGGCUCAACCACAUCUUCUCUGCCAUCAGUAUGGCAGUCAUUGUUUUUAUCUUGGUUUUUGGCUUUGUACUGGCUGAUCCAGCCAACUGGAGCGCUCGGGAGGGAGGCUUUGCCCCUUUUGGAGUCUCAGGAAUCAUGGCAGGAACUGCAACAUGCUUCUAUGCUUUUGUUGGCUUUGACGUGAUAGCGGCUUCCAGUGAGGAGGCCAGCAAUCCUCAGAAGGCUGUUCCUGCAGCGACUGCAAUCUCGCUAGGCAUGGCAGCCACUGCGUAUGUCCUGGUGUCUACUGUUCUUACACUGAUGGUUCCAUGGCAUACGCUCGACCCAAACUCAGCACUCUCAGAUGCAUUCUUCAGACGUGGAUAUAGCUGGGCCGGGUUCAUCGUGGCUGUGGGAUCCAUCUGUGCCAUGAACACUGUGUUGCUCAGCAACCUUUUCUCUCUCCCGCGGAUUGUGUAUGCCAUGGCGGAGGAUGGCCUCUUCUUCUCUGUCUUUUCCCGUGUCAACCCUGUAACCAAAGUCCCAGUGAUCGCCAUUCUUGUUUUUGGCAGCCUUAUGGCAAUCCUAGCCCUCAUUUUUGAUCUAGAAGCGCUGGUCCAGUUCCUCUCCAUUGGCACUCUGCUUGCUUACACUUUUGUAGCAGCCAGCAUCAUAGUGCUCCGCUUCCAACCGGAUAAAAGUAGUGGAAGCUCAGGAGGAGGUGGAAUCAAGACAGAUGCUUCUUCCACACCUUCACUGAACCAGUCAGGACAGCAGGUGGACCCAUCUGCGGCUGUGAAUGAGACCCAGACGUUUGCACAAGACGGUGGAGAGAUGAAGGAGUAUGAGUCCUUCUCUGAUAAACUUCAGCUGGUGGAGCGGCAGAAGGCGGUGAAGGAGAGACGGGCUCCUGGUUUGCUGAAGGCUUGCUGGGAGCCAUAUCUGGGCAGGAUACUAGGGGACUGUGAGCCAGGUGAGGUGGUGGCAUUCUCUGUGCUGGCACUGAUGGUCAGUGGAGUCUCUCUUUGUGCUGUGCUGGUGUUUGGGAAUAACCAACUGAAUUUGCCUGUGUGGAGCUUCACCCUGCUGCUGGUCAUCUUCAGUCUGGUCUUCCUGCUCAGUCUGGCUCUCAUUUGGGUUCAUGAACAGCAGCCCAAUCACAAGACUUUUCAGGUUCCUCUUGUGCCAUUUGUUCCUGGCUUCAGCAUCCUUCUGAAUGUAUUUCUCAUGCUGAAGUUAAGUCCACUCACCUGGAUCCGUUUCACCAUAUGGGUUGCAGCAGGUCUGUUGGUGUAUUUCGGUUAUGGCAUCUGGCACAGUAAGGAGGGAUUGCGGGAGCAGCAGGGACAGGAUGUGGCAGCGUGUUAUGUGGUCCUUCCCAGCGGCAGCUUAGUGGAGACGGUCCAAAACGUCCAACCUGAAGGACACACUCUCAGCACACACACACCAACCCAUGACAAUCCACCUGCCAGCAGAUGAUCUGAUCACGCUGAGGUGUGUUUACAGUACACCUGCAUGCAUGCCUGUUCUACUUGCUUUUCUUUCUCUUCAGUUUACUGAUAAUAUGUCAGGAUAAACUGUUAAUCAAAAAGAUGGUUUAAAGGAAUUAUCUGGGUUCAGUAUCUUUUGUGGCAUAAUGUUGGUUACCACAAAAAAUGAUUUGGACUUCCCCCAUUUUCUUUAAAAACAAUAGGCAAUGAUAGUAAAUGGGACCAAUUUUGGAGGACUUAAAAACAGGAAAAUGCAUCUUAUUUUUUGUAAAGAAAUUCCUCUGUUAAAACUGUUAUUGUUUGAGUUGUAAAGCUGUUUAAAUCAUUUUUACAGUCAAGCAAUAUUGCAUAUAUAUAUAUAUAUAUAUAUAUAUAUAUAUAUACCUUUACAAAGAAAAUGUUUAUUUUUUUUUGUCUUGGUACUAUAAUUAAGUUACUAUAAUAAAGUAAACCAGUAAUCCAGAAUUUAAGUGAAAAUAAAUUUUUGUGGUAAUCAACAUGAUGUCACAAAUGCUGUUAACUGGUCCUAACUUGUUCUGGCUCCAACAUACUUCUUUAAAAGAUAUUUUGUAUUUAAGCAAACUAGUGUCAAAUUCCUUGUUCAGCAUCUUAAUCAACUACGGGCCAUUUGUUUUCUUUCUUAUGUAAUAUAUCCACCAUAUUUAGCUACUUUUAGCAACUAUGCUGGCUUGUAUGUGAAUAAUAUAUGAGAAUCAGCAAAGUGCACCAUAAUUCUGUGGCCCAACCGGAUUCAGUAUCUCCAUUGUCUUUUAUGGUGUUUACAUAGAGCUGAGUGGAUCCGCAAUGCUGCUUUGUGAAAGCUGAAACCUUUAAGAGAAGCUGCUGUUUAUCAUUCAAACACUGCUGUAAGUUGUCACUCAAGCAUAUUCUGAGGAAACCUUAUUUGUGUAGUCCAAACACUGAAACACACAGAUAUGAUUACACAGGACAUUCCAUAUCUAUAAUGCAAGAGAUUUGGAGAUUUUGAUUUUGAUUUGAAGGGGAAAUACUGGAAACCAGAUAUUUUUAUUGUUUCUACAAACCUGUGGAAAACACUGACAAUCACUGGUUGUUAACAGAAAAAAAAUGGGGUCUUACCAAAUUCUGUUAAGUGAUCAUGUGGAUCUACUUAAAAUCUAUCUCCCUUCCCCCAUCAUCCCCACACACACACUUUAAUGGCCAUAAUUUUAAUUUAACAGAAGGCAGGAACCAUCAACGGAUCAUGUGAAUAUACUUAAACAUUACUAUAUUUACACACCCAAUAUUUUUGCUGUCUGAUUUACAAACACACUCCUUAAACACACACUAACCUCAGUGGUUCUGUUUCCACCACCUUUCUACAUCUUAUGUUUUCCACUACAUCUCUGCACCUCAUAAAUAUUUAUUUUUAUAAUACAGUAUAACUGUAUAUUUAUUUAUUUAUUUUUCAGUGCAUGCUCUAACCAAAAUCAUGUUUUAAUGUUAAUGUUUAUGAUGUUAAAAUUAAUCAAGUUUUUCAGUUUUUCAUUUGUGUUUGUAUAAGCUUAGUAUGAACUGCCUCUGAGUAACCAUGUUUCAUUUGUGUCUACUGACGCACCUCACCAGCCUUACCUUUGCAAACACACUUACCCCAGUGUUCACAAAUCCUUAUUCCCACACUCAGAUCUGCACAUCUCAUGUGACAUUCACCCAUACUAAACUGCCCUUAUUUUCACACACAUUCACUUAGUGUGGUGUAACAGAGCUGGAACAUUUACUUAGAAUUGUAACCUGUGAAACUGGCUGUUUAUUUUUAGCAGCUGGGUCAGUGACAUUUAUUUUGUUUUUGUCCAGAUCUAUUAAUUGAUUUAAAUUUACCUGAAUUUAUUUUGAAUAUACCUGUUCUAUGAUGAGGAUUAUUUUAUUUCUGAAUUAAAAAAAAAAAAAAGUUUAAAUCCUGCUAGCCUGAGAAAGGUUGAUUGACUAAAAUGUUGCAUGAAUUUAAAAAAAAAAUAGCAUUGUAAUACUACUGUCAUAAUAUCAGAAUGAGGAAAAAGCCUCAAUAAAAGGUUGAAGUUUAUUAAAAAGAAAUAUUUUAUUCUAAUAUUUCUUAGAAAAAAGGCAGUGAAGUGGCUUUGUUAAAACACUGUACAGCUAUUUUAAAAAAAGAGUACAUUUCUAAGAACAUGAUAUCAAUUUUAAGCUACCUGAUCUAAUGACGAAAACAUACUUGUGGGAACUUUUUCUCGGGGUGCGAAAUACGUUCCAGUAAGUACAUAUAACUGCAGUUUCCAACAGAAAUGAACACUAGAGGUGGAAAAACAGCAAGCACUUGUAAUCAUUUUCAUACAUAGUUAUGAUUACAGCUCCAUAUGUUUUGCUUUCCGAACAGUAACAAGCUUGUUUUAGUAGCACAGCUGGCAUGGAAUUGCACUUAGGCUGCGGAAUCCUUUGGUAUGAAUCCUGUGAAAUUAGUAAAAAACUAGCUUAAUGUCCACACACUAGUGCUGCUCCAUAGAAAUUUAUUAAAGACAGACAACGUUUUGUCCAACGAAGACCUACUGGUGGAAACAUUGUCUGUCUUUACUAAUAAUUAAUCAUUUUAAAAUGGCACAAGCAUUAGAGUUACAGGGCUUGUUAAGUGCUGAUGUAGUGUGUCCAAUGAACUCACCAGUGAAUGCUGUUUCCGGGUCCAAGCCCCAACUCAUUUCACUUGAGAAUACUAUCUCAGCAGCAGUUUAUGAGCACUGUUUAUUCAUAUUAAAGAUUUAAGAUAAACGUUUUCAAAUUUACAACGACAUACACUAUAGUCUUUGUGCUCACAGCAUCCCAAACACAAAUAAUUCUUUUAUUUGUCUGGCUAUCUGGGAUUUUGGUAUGGAGUUAAAGGGUAGGAUUAUAAUUUAUAUUUUUUUGGUAUUAUUAUUAUUAUUAUUAUAUCACAUUGUGAGUGUAUAAUUAGCACAGUUUGUUGUUUUCUCAUGUCAUCUUAUAGAGUGUUUGGAGCCAGAAGUCACAGAAGAGGUGAUGCGUGAUGUCAGACUUAACAAGCGAAUAGAGCCACUUAACAGAUAUUUCAAGUCAGAACUGCGGACAUGUACAAAACCAACGUCACAUAAAACAUACCAUAUGUACGUUCAUCUGUUCCGGGGAAAAACAAACACUCUUUUAGCGGCACUCAGAGGACAUUUCACAUCGAAUAUGUCAUGAAGCGAUAUGUAUUUUGAAUCUUGUGAGAAAGUUCCCACAGGUACAUUUUUGUCAUGAGAUCAGGUUGAUUUUAAACUAGGCUUUUAAAAUAUUUUCCUUUUCUUUAUUUUGAGCACUCUUAUUUGUGAACAGCCCAGCUCCAUGUAGAAAUUGGGCUUUAUAAUUUAUGUUGAUCUUAAAGAUGAACUCAUUUUAUGUUGAUCGAAUAGUCAAAAUUAUAUGUGACUCUGGACCACAAAACCAGUCUUAAGUAGCAUUGGUAUAUUUGUAGUAAUAGCCAAAAUACAUUGUAUGGGUCAAAAUUAUCGAUUUUUCUUUUAUGCCAAAAAUCUUUAGGAUAUUAAGUAAAGAUCAUGUUCCAUGCAAAUAAUUUGUAAAUUUCCUACUGUAAAUAUAUCAAAAUUUUUGAUUAGUAAGAUGCGUUGCUAAGAACUUAAUUUGGACAACUUUAAAGAUCAUUUUCUCAAUAUUUAGAUUUGUUGCACCCUCAGAUUCCAGAUAUUCAAGUAGUUGUGUUUUAGUCAAAUAUUGUUUUAUAACAAACCAUACAUAAAUGAAAAGCAUUCUGAUGAUGUAGAAAUCUCAAUGUCAAAACAUUUACCCUUAUGACUGGUUUUGUGGUAGUGCAUUUUAUACACAGUGGAUACUGUAUGGACAGCAGAUAUUGGAAAAUAUGGCAUACAAAAACAAAAAUAGGAUAUUCCCUUUCACAAGCCCCUGUAAUCUCCCUCACCCCCUAGAUUUGCAACAUCCCCUCCCUCACAGAUUGACCCAGAUUAUCUCUGUAGAGAAAAUCAGUGCAGAUGGAGAUUAUUAUUGUCACUCGGAUAGCACUACACACAUUCACAAAGAUAAUUAAUAUGAAUAUAAUGAAUGUCAUUGUUUUACUUUAAACCUGUACAUUUGAUAGUUGAGUAUUUACAUUCCUACAAAUGAUUAACACUUAAAAACACUCUUUUUUUGUAUAUACAGAAAAUGUAAAGCUAAAUAUUCCUUCGCACACUGCACUAGACUAAUAGCUGGUCUUCAUUUCACUGAUGUGCUGAUUAAAGUAAAAGGCCCACCACAUCUCACCCAUCUACUGCUUCAGACACAAUGCACUUGUGUUUGUUCAAACCUUUUCAAUGGAGAUUUAUAUUCUCAGUCUGUUUCCUUCUUUCAUUUAGCUAAGCCUGUCUGCCAGUCCAGUCUGCUGUAUAAUCCACUUCACGUCUUUCUGGCAGCCAGACUUAGUUGUGUAAUGCAGAUAUGAAGACAAGUAAAUGAAGGCACAAGAUCCAGUUAAGAUGUACAUACUCUAUUUGUGUUUGUAAAUAUAGCACACGUAACCAAUGGCCUUAAUGAUGCAGAUACUGAAGCAUUCCCAAAGUUUUACAUACAGCUACUGUAGACUAUAGUCUUAUUUGUAAUUUUGUGGUCUUUAAUAUUAUUCAAUCAAAGAUGAAAAUAAGUAUAAAGCUGGGAUCUGUUUUAAAGAAAUUUUGAAGCACCUCUUUUUUGGCCUGUCCUCUUUCUAAAGCUUCUGUAUUUCAGGUCGUGUUUGCCUAUGCCCUGCUCACUUGCACUGUCAUCUCUUUCAAAAUGCACCACUUAGUAAGAAAUUUCCUCUUUGUUGUGUCACUGAACACAUACCUCUGUUUUGUGUCUUUGUAACAUUCUGUUAUGAGAUUGUAUCAUGUGAUGAAUAAAUGUUUUGAAGCAUCA
Messenger RNA from Labeo rohita (rohu), 7109 nucleotides. It is a transcript of the gene slc7a4, whose product is annotated as solute carrier family 7 member 4. The coding region runs from base 193 to 2226 and encodes 677 amino acids. Gene Ontology annotation, biological process: transmembrane transport; amino acid transport. The record is from RefSeq and is a predicted model, not a curated record. Lineage: Eukaryota; Metazoa; Chordata; Actinopteri; Cypriniformes; Cyprinidae. The transcript is spliced from 5 exons. Gene Ontology annotation, molecular function: amino acid transmembrane transporter activity. Gene Ontology annotation, cellular component: plasma membrane.